CCUCAGGUAGGUUGUGUUAAGAUGCAGAGAUGUUUUGGUGCGUUCUUAUUACGGCCCUGUGUGGAUUUGCAGCAGCUUCUAUCACCUCAGAACUAGAUCGACACUGGGAGCUAUGGAAGAAAAUGCAUAACAAAGUCUACUCCCAAGAGAUUGAGGAGCUUGGUCGCAGGCGGAUAUGGGAGCAGAACCUGGAAAUGAUUAAUGUCCAUAACCUGGAAGCUUCUCUUGGCAUGCACACCUAUGAGCUGGCAAUGAACCACCUUGGAGACCUGACCAAUGAGGAAAUCACUGGCACGCUGACUGGCACCAUUGUGCCCCCUGACCUGGAGAGGAGUUCUUCAAAUGGAAUAAAGGUCAACAACUCUCUGCCGCCAACUCUGGACUGGAGGAGUAAAGGUCUGGUAACUGCAGUUAAAAUGCAGGGUAUGUGUGGCUCUUGUUGGGCCUUCAGUGCAGUGGGAGCUCUUGAGGGGCAACUCAAAAAGACCACAGGUGUCCUGCUGUCUCUCAGUCCUCAGAACCUGGUGGACUGUUCCACAAAAUAUGGCAACCAUGGAUGCUACGGUGGCUUCAUGUCAAAUGCCUUCCAAUACGUCAUUAACAACAGAGGCAUAGAUUCAGAUGAAAACUACCCUUAUGUUGCCAGGCGUGGGCAAUGCAAGUAUGACCCAGCGCAACGGGCGGCCAACUGCUCAGGUUAUGCCUUCUUACCAGAGGGGGAUGAAUUUGCUUUAAAGGCAGCUCUUUCUGACAUCGGACCAAUCUCUGUAGCAAUUGACGCCUCCAGACCAAAGUUUGGCUUCUACCGCCAUGGUGUAUACAGGGACCACACAUGCACCCACAAUGUGAACCAUGGUGUGCUGGCUGUUGGCUACGGCACUGAGAGAGGACGUGACUACUGGCUAGUCAAAAACAGUUGGGGUGUAAAUUAUGGAGAAGAAGGCUACAUCAAGAUGGCUCGCAACAGAAACAACCAGUGUGGCAUUGCUCUCUAUGCUUGUUACCCCAUCAUGUGAUCAGUGCAAAGGUUUUCAAUGUACAUUUUAAAUAAACUGUUUGACCCUCAA
Notolabrus celidotus (New Zealand spotty) is the source of this 1067-nucleotide messenger RNA. RefSeq names its product cathepsin S-like. Gene Ontology annotation, molecular function: cysteine-type endopeptidase activity. Bases 30 to 1016 code for a protein of 328 amino acids. Gene Ontology annotation, biological process: immune response. NCBI's taxonomy places the organism in Eukaryota, Metazoa, Chordata, Actinopteri, Labriformes, Labridae. The record is from RefSeq and is a predicted model, not a curated record. The transcript is spliced from 8 exons. Gene Ontology annotation, cellular component: lysosome.